GGAUCUUACCCUGUACCCUGAGUGUUGGUGAUCCUUGACUCUUGACGAUACAUUUGGCCAGUAUUUCGAGCAGCAGCCCCAGCGACGGCGAUAACAGCGCCCUAGCAAAUACUUGAAAUUUGCUGGCGGUUUGUCAUCCCUGGCGGCAUUGGAUGCUGCUGAUGCGAUGGAUGGGAGUUCCGUCAGCCAUCUGAGUGCUGACGGCCCAUCUGAGGGCCGCGUCGCUGGGGAUCCUCCGCGGCUGCAGGUCCUUGUGCAGCCAAAUAAGAAUCAGAAGCGACGCUAUAAUAGCGAUGGGCCAACACGUGGACAGAUCAAGGACGACUCAGGAGAGAAAGUUCCGACGGUACGGCUGGAGAAUUUCCCGCAUCACGUCCUGAUGUACAUGAUGGCGUGCACGUCUAAUGGUGAACCCCAUCCGUUCUUUGAGCUCCAGAGCGUGGACAAAUGCGGUUGCAAACAGAGUACGCUGGAUGGCCGGCCUGCAGUGGUGACCGAAACGUCGCCCGAAAAGGCCAUGGAGGCGAGGUUCGCUGCCUGCCUGAAGCGGCUGGCCAUGCGCACCGUCCAGGAAACCAACGAGCAUGACUUCACGAAGUGGAAAUGUGAAAGUGAGAAGGUGCACCUUGGGUUCUUGGCGGUGGCGCUGCCGCGACAUCAGCCGCUUGCUAGCUGCUUGUCGAAUCCUAUCCACAUGGUGCAGGGACGGUUACUUGAAAUGAAGCGCAUCAUCCCCAGCACGGGCACAUCGGCAGGCGAGAACGUGGUCUGCAUCACGGGAAAGAACUUCCCGGCCAGCGCCAACCUGAAGGUUCGCUUCUUCCUGAACGAAGGGCCCGACCGGCCGAUGUGGGAGUCCUACGGAGACGUGGACAACGGCGACAGCAGUGAGAAGCAUCUGGUCAUCACCGUGCCGCGUGGACCCGGUAUGUGUGCGCAUCGCGAGACUGUACAGGUGGCGGUGGAGAUUCUGCCCGCAACCACCACUCAGACUCGCCAGAAAACCAAGCACCUGUACUACUCCUACAUGUCGUCGUCGGCCUCGCAAGGAAGCAUUGCUUCGCGCAUCAAGAUGAUGCAGUCGUCUAUAGCAGAGGUGCGGCAGGAUGCGCAGACAAUGAUGAGGCGAAUCGAGCCGAACACGCAAGGGCACAUCUCCGAACUCCUACCGGAGCAGAUGAUGCCGGGCUUCCCUCCGUUUCGAGGACCUUCAGUUGGCCAUGGGUAUCCUGUGGCGGGCGCCCCGGGCAUUCACGAUGGCGGACUGCACCCUGCUCCGUUACUCAUGGACCCCCGUACGGCGCCAACAGCCAAUGCAGCAGCUGUGCACCCCCCGGCGGCGAGUUACACCAGCGAGCUUCAACACCCAAGCAUAUUUCCUAUGUCGGCCGGUACGUCCAUGACAGAUGAGUCGAUGGAAACAACGAGUGUCACAUCGCCGCGAAUGUUCUCCGGUGCCCACUUCCAUCCGGGCAUUAAAACGGAACAGUUUACGGGCACGAAACGGCCGAAUAUGUCCGACGGUCCAGAGCCUUCGGCAAAAAUGGCCAACUUGUCUAGCCACAUGUCCAAUGGUGGCACGCUACCCCGGACAACGACACUAACUAAUAACAGUAGUACGAACAAUACUCUGGAUCAUCUCGCUGCCAGUGUUUUCUCCCCGGAGGCGUUCAGCACUGUUGCACAGCCGUCUCCAGUUCAGUCGCAGGCCAGCAGGGGGCCGAGUGCUCUUGAUAUAUACUCCAGCGCCCAACAGGACACUGGUCUGUGUGGCUUGCCUGGUGCUGAGUCGGAUCUGAGAUUUGCCAACGAUAUGGGCCGCAUUCCCAAUGAUUUCCUCUUCAACAUUGACCACUACAGCGAGGAGGACUUUAGCCAGAUUGUAAAUGCCGCGGACAACAGUCAGCUCAAGGCAUUACAGCAACCUGGACAGAUGCCUCACCAGCAACAGCAGCACCAACUGCAGCAGCAACACCACCAGCAACAGCAGCACCAACAACAGCAGCCGCAACCUCUCAGCGCACAGCUGUCGAGCCAAUCAGGACUCUGAACUUGAACUGAUACAAUGUGAGUAUUUGUAGAUCAGUGCCCGCCAAUACUAUUGAUAGCUAGAGUGGUGAUGGCUUCCACUGCUAUUGCUUUUGCUCUUCUAUAGUACUGGCAAAGCUUGAUGUAUAUGGCUUGUUUAGGUCUGUAUAUGCAACGAUUUGAGUAGCAUCAAUUUCAUACUCAUCAUUGCACAGCGACACAAACUGACUUUAUGUACCAUAGGAUUUCUAUUUGCCUUGGAGGCCUCUGUCAUGUGAACAGUUCAUCAUCACAGUAUGGUGUCUGUCAUUUCCCCGCUUUGCUUGCUACCAUCACGUGCACCCACGUGCCCAUGUACAAUAUGAUUGUUCUCCUGUACAUUCCCUUUGGAGAAGACAAGCAAACGCCAUUUACAUGCGCAGCGGUCUAUUGAAAUGUUCAGCUUGUCAAUGUUUAAUGGCAUGUUCUCCGGGUGUUUCCUGCCUGCUCUUGUGCUUGUCAGGCUUAGCUAAGAUUGCUUGAUACAACUUGCGCAGGUAGGUCACUGCCAGUCGGUGAUAAACUGCUCUUAUUUGUCCAUAGCUGGCUCAGUCUUUGCAGUUGAACUGCUUGCUGCUUGCUGCUUGCUUGCAUUUCACGUUCCACGAUAAUUGACUUUGCAGAGUAUUUUCUUUUUCCUCUUUCAGACAAUCCUAGUUCUACUCAGUGCAGAUUUUAGUAGCAUGCGACACCAGGGAAGUGCCAUCAACGGCACCACCCUAUCCUGCCCUGUUCAAUUUCUAUUUCUGCUGAUGCCAGUCUCCCUGGUUCAGUUCACUUGUAAAUAGCUUCCGCAACUGUGCCCGUCGCUAUAUGCCCAACUAUUUUUUGCUGAAGGAAUCUGCUUCAAUCUUGAGCUAAUAAAUUGGACUCUCGUCGCCUCCAUGCUA
Sycon ciliatum is the source of this 2957-nucleotide messenger RNA. RefSeq names its product nuclear factor of activated T-cells 5-like. Gene Ontology annotation, biological process: regulation of DNA-templated transcription. The record is from RefSeq and is a predicted model, not a curated record. Lineage: Eukaryota; Metazoa; Porifera; Calcarea; Leucosolenida; Sycettidae. Bases 167 to 2050 code for a protein of 627 amino acids. Gene Ontology annotation, molecular function: DNA-binding transcription factor activity; DNA binding. The transcript has a single exon.